Trichoderma breve is the source of this 2370-nucleotide messenger RNA. Its product is annotated as ATPase family associated with various cellular activities (AAA) domain-containing protein. The record is from RefSeq and is a predicted model, not a curated record. Lineage: Eukaryota; Fungi; Ascomycota; Sordariomycetes; Hypocreales; Hypocreaceae. Gene Ontology annotation, molecular function: ATP hydrolysis activity; ATP binding. Bases 1 to 2370 code for a protein of 789 amino acids. The transcript has 12 exons.
AUGCCUCCACCACCUCCUCGGCGACAGCAACGCCCGGUUGGCAGAGAGAGGAAAUCGAGAUUCAAUUCGUCAAAAGGCCAAGCUUCUAGGGAUGACAAAGCUGCGUCAGUGAGCGGAGAUGCGAGUGAUUCAAAUAGCUCAAGUGACUUUAAUGACACACCGUCCUCGCGCUCGAAACGGGAGCUUCCCACAUAUCGUCCUGUGCUGACGAUCGAUUGGCGAGCGGAGAUGUGCCGGCUUCUAGAUUUGUCUUCACAGAUCUCGGACGAAGAUCUUUUUGAAGCGAUAGAGGUUGCGUCACAGAGUCUCAAAGAAUUCGAAAUUUUGAAGUCCAAGGGAACAGAGAAACUCGGACCUCCCCGAUCCCAGAUCAUUCAUUCAGUUCAUUGCCACGCUACUGGCGAUAAACCUCAGUUAUAUCUUGAACAGCCGUGGGCUGUUGAGGAUGGUCCACUUCUCCAUCUUAGAGGUAGCAAAGCCAUCAAUAAUUUCGACCUUUUUCUUGAGAGAAACAAAGAGGUUGCGUUCAUUAUUUAUAAAGAUUACGAGUGUUGUGAUGGCGUUCCAUCUACAACCAGUAAGAGCAAGAUUGAGCAGGGACUGGAGGUUGAUGCCUCGGUUUUUUUAAUUGGAGAGCACAUUCAACUCAUAUCAGUCGAUUUGAAACUAGCGCUGGAGAGUCUUGCUAGCAAAGUAUUCGAUGGGAUACCUCACCCGUUCUCGGAGGAGAAAGAUUACCCGAGUAUUGAGAGUAUGGAUAAAAGGAUGCCUCCCCAGUUCUUGAGAGAGAAGGACAACCGGAGUAUCGAGUACCCUUACAUGUUCUUGUUCCAUCGCCGCAAAGAGGUCGAAGAAGUGACAACGAAACAACCACAUGAUGCACAGAUAUAUCUUGAUGUGUUCUUCAAUUAUCUCUUUAGCCGCAUGGCAGAAGAAUGGGCAAUUGUCGACCAAUUACUAGUUCAAAAGAAGAUUUCUGCUAAAUACUUGGACUACCUCUUUGUUCCCAACCAAAUAGUUUUGAUGCAACGAAGAGACAUGGAUACCGCACAGGCCAAAGCAUAUGUUCUUCAGGAUUGGCUCCAAAGACCAUCUGAACACGGUUCUACACCAAUGGUCCCAGUGUACACUUGGGAAUUCGACGGGAAUUUUUAUAAGUCUUUCAGUGACCUCUCUAUCGAAGAUCUCCCAUCUGAAACCGGAAACUUUCCUAUUACCGACAUGUCAGUGUAUCCAAUUGAGUUUGCUAGCAAAGAGGUUGUGGGUGCCCUGAGAAAGCGCGGACAUAUGUUUUGGAAGUGCCGCGAAAGGCACUACGUGUCGUAUAACGGGAAAACAGACCAUGCGAUACAAAGUUCGAUGGAUUCUCGAUUUAUGAUCGAUAUCGCCACUUAUAAACAGAUGCACCGCAAUCAGGACAAUGAAGUCGAACAACGCUCAUCUGAUCGGGAAGAACUACCGAUCAAACUCCUUUCUGAGGACAACCCCAUGCUAGGAGACACUUUCUUCUUGUGCCUGCCUACUUCGAUAGCCGGGUUUAACAUGCAGACAAAGGAAUGGAUCAACCUGAACGUACACUAUAUAGAAGAUGUGGUCUGGAAUACUGAAGCAUUUGAGUUCCUUGUCAUCGACCAGGGAACUAAAAGCAUGAUCCAAGCCGUAGUUACGAACCAACUUCACGCUUCCCAGAAUACGGACCUCAUCCGUGGUAAAGGUAAUGGGUUGUUUAUUUUACUCCACGGUGGCCCUGGAACUGGCAAGACCUUGACUGCGGAAAGUGUCGCAGAAAUAGCAAAGAAGCCUCUGUAUAGAGUGACGUGUGGAGACAUUGGUACAAGCGCCCAAGAUGUCGAAAAUUAUCUCGAGAUUGUUCUACACCUCGGAAAGACUUGGGGUUGCGUUGUCUUGUUGGAUGAAGCGGACGUUUUUCUACAACAGCGAGAACUUUACAAUCUUGAACGGAAUGCCCUGGUUUCCGUCUUUCUUCGAGUCCUGGAGUACUAUGAUGGAAUUCUGAUCCUGACAAGUAACCGCGUUGGCAUCUUUGAUGAGGCUUUCAAAUCACGCAUCCAACUUAGCUUGCGCUAUAAGAGCCUAGAUAGAGGUCAACGGCUACAGAUAUGGAUAAACUUUUUGAAGCGGUUGGAGCAACUCGAGAAUUCCACGAUGCUGGACGAAAGUAUGAAUGGUCGUCAAAUUCGGAACACGAUAUCGACGGCACGCCAAUUGGCCAUGUAUCAGCGCAAAAAGCUGAGUUACGAACAUAUUCAGGCUGUGAUUGACGAGGCGAACAAGUUUGACGAGUACUUGCUUGAAUUGAACAAGGGGUAUUCAGCAGACGAGAUACAGCGAGACAAGAAGGAGAGAUAG